AUGACUACACAAACCCCCGGCUAUAUCCCCACCUCAGAAUGGCCAAACCUCGAAGCUCUUGCUGUCGGUUACGGCGAACACCUGAUGGCCGAAUCGUCCAAACUUAGUGGAAGACACCUUAACCUAGUCUUCAGCGAUACCUCGCGAAUCACUCAUUACUUCGUUGAUGACCACACAUUAAAGUGGGAGGUUAUCGGAACUGGUCAGAAUGGUAAUGCAGAAUACAAAGCCUUCGAAGUGCGGCCACAUAUCUUCUUCGUCGAUUUCUACAAACCAUACUACGACGAGCAAGUUAGCGUCGUCCUAAAUCUCAGCACCGGGCAGGCCAUCGCCGGUAUCUCCGGGUUCCAUAUUAUCAAUGGCCAGAAGAGAACAUGGACCAAGUUUGCCGAUGCCUCGAUUGGAGGCGAGUCUGUUACACCCUUCCAGCCUACAAAAGACCUCAUCGGUAAACAUAUCCUGUAUCGAUACACGCCCCGGGACGCAUAUGAACAUAUCUAUCACAAUCAGGGCACAUUUACCUGGCACUGUUUAAGCGGAACCGAGAAAGGACUUGCAGAUACCGAGCCCUGCAAGAUGUUGAAACUGGCCGAUAAACUGUACCUUCUCUUCUGGAGCGAGAAGAUAAUGCCGGUGGAAUCUGUGGUGGUGGUCGAUCUUGACAAGAUGCGUUCUACAGGCCGUUUCUUCUGCUGGGAUCCAAAGCCGGCGAAGCGAGUGCAGAUGUUGUUUGGGUCCUAUGCGACUAUUCUGGCUGAGACUAAUGCUGCUGUGGUUUCUCAAUUGAGCAAUGCUUGA
Molecule: messenger RNA, 798 nt
Organism: Aspergillus versicolor CBS 583.65
Lineage: Eukaryota; Fungi; Ascomycota; Eurotiomycetes; Eurotiales; Aspergillaceae
Product: molybdenum cofactor biosynthesis F family protein
Exons: 1
Coding region: 1-798 (265 amino acids)
Source: RefSeq, a predicted model, not a curated record